Myzus persicae (green peach aphid) is the source of this 1761-nucleotide messenger RNA. RefSeq names its product peroxiredoxin-6-like. The record is from RefSeq and is a predicted model, not a curated record. Gene Ontology annotation, biological process: cell redox homeostasis. Lineage: Eukaryota; Metazoa; Arthropoda; Insecta; Hemiptera; Aphididae. The transcript is spliced from 6 exons. Bases 963 to 1649 code for a protein of 228 amino acids. Gene Ontology annotation, cellular component: cytosol; mitochondrion. Gene Ontology annotation, molecular function: peroxiredoxin activity.
ACUUGACUCUUGAUAUAUUGUUACAAUAGCAAUUGAAAAAUAUUAAAAAUACAUAAGCACGAUUUUUUUUUUAUAAACUCUUAAUGUGAUUGUAUGAACUACUUCUAAAUAAAAUACUGGCAUGAAAUUUUCUAUGCUGGAGUAAUUGCCAAACGUUUAAAUUGAAUGCGCACAAAAUAAUCUAGAUGGAUAAAUUAACAGCGGAAAAAUUCUAUAGAGAUAAUUUUUUUGAGACCACAAAACCUUAAAUCGUGCGUAUAGUAGUAAUAAUAAUUAAAUAUCUAAGUAGUACAAUGUGGCAGGUAGUAAGCAGUGGUGUACUGGUGUCACCCCGGCUGCAACGGCAGGUGGUAGCGGCGGACCAAUGAGAAACAUGGAAAUACUAUUACCUACGUCACAUUACAGGGUGGAUACGCGAUGUGUUUCAAGACCGAAAUAUUGUUGACACAGUGACACGAAAAAGUAUAAUAUACCUACCGAAGACUACCAAGAGUGUGGUGUACGUAAAAUUAAUGGGAAAAAAACAUACACAUUACUUGGAGUUCAUACUUACCAUUUUGGAUCGUUGUCGUCGUUUAAAAUUUCGAACCCAUCACAAGUCUGAAAAUCAUUGACCAUUCACCGAUGCAUAAAAUAUAUGAUUUGCAGUCGGUCGUCGUGAAAAAACCGAAUAUCCAUGGAUGAAUUUGCCGUGGUCUAAUGCAUUGAGUAAAUAAUAUUGGUCUAAUGUUGAUAGACGAAAAUGUACGAAAUGUAUGUCUAUGUCUCAAAGUUAAAAUCAGAUUUUUCGUUAGCGUUUCUAUACUCAGUACAAUAUUAUUAGAUUAUUUAUUAACUGGUGUGGCGGUGUUUGGAAUUAUCGCUUCAUUUUUUCACCUAUUCUUCUAUCUUAUCGUUGAAGAAUAAAAAAAAAUUGUAUCGUUAACGGUCGCUUCCGUGCAUUACCUGUAGUUUGAAAUAACAUGUUAAGAAUAGGACAGACAGUGGCGGAUGUUAGCCUAAAGACGACCGCUGGUGACUUAAGCGUACACGAGUAUUUCGGAGGCAGCUGGGGUUUAUUAGUAUGCUAUGUAGCCGAUUUUUCUGCUGUAUGUACUGAUGAGCUGAGUCGAUUGGUGAAAGACUUUCAUGAGUUUCAAUCUCGAGGUAUAAAAAUAUUGGCUAUGUCUUGUGAUUCCAUUAAUUCUCACACUAAAUGGAUAGAGGAUAUAAAAAAAGUGAGUGGAAUGAAAUUUGACGAAGAAUUUCCAUUUCCAAUUGUGUCAGAUCGUAAUCGUAUGAUUUCCUUGUACCUGAACGUAUUAGAUGCAAAAUGCAUCGAUGACGACGGCAUACCUUUACCUUGUAGAGCAGCAUUUGUUUUAGCACCUGACAUGACCAUUCAACUCAUACAUUUUUAUCCUGAAAACAUUGGACGUAACUUUGAUGAAAUUUUUAGAACCAUUGAUGCAUUACAGCUGACAUUUAAAUUCAGCAACGACUUAUUUACUCCUUGCGGAUGGAAACCUGUCACGGAUUGCUUGGUAUCGCCAAAAAUAACUAAAGAUGAAAUUGAAAAAAAAUUCCCUACCUCCACAGUUGUUGAAUUGCCAUCGGGAAAAGAUUAUAUGCGUAUCGUUCCAAAAAUGGAGGUUAAUAGAAAACACUAAAAAUAAAGAAUAAUGCAUUUCAACAUUUUGAAGUUAUACCGGUUCUGAAGUAAAUAAUUAUUCUAUAGAAUUUAUCUGACUUAUUUUUAUUAAAAAUGUACUCAUUAUCAAA